Molecule: messenger RNA, 558 nt
Organism: Spinacia oleracea (spinach)
Lineage: Eukaryota; Viridiplantae; Streptophyta; Magnoliopsida; Caryophyllales; Amaranthaceae
Exons: 2
Coding region: 66-416 (116 amino acids)
Source: RefSeq, a predicted model, not a curated record
CUAAUAGUAUAUAUAGACCUCAAGUUUACGUUAAUUAUCGAUCAAAAAAUUAGACAAAUUUGCAAAUGGCUAGAGCUACAACAUCCACCUUCUUCAUUUUGACAAUAAUGUUAGUAGUUUUUCUGAAUAGUUCAGCUCCUGCAGUUGCCGUUGAUGAAACAUGUAAGAUGACCGGGGAAUUUUGCGGAGGCAUCGUCGGAUUUCAAUGUUGUGACGGAUUAGAGUGCAUACUCGACGGUGAUUACGCCGAUGCAGGUGGAGAAUGUAAGCCAACAUGUCCGGUGGCCGGCGAAUUUUGCGGUGGUAUUGCUGGAAUUCAAUGUUGUAAAGGACUUACAUGUGUGCUUGAGGGUGAUUUUCCGGAUGCUGGUGGAAAAUGUACCAAGGGAACUCAUUACAAGAAAUCAAGAUAUUAAGAAAGCCAAAUUAAACUUGUUUAAGUUAAAUCUAGUUCUAUUUGCUAAUUAACUAUAUAUUGAUAUGAUGUACUCCGUACGACUUCAUGAUCCAGAUAACUUUACUCAAUAAACGAGGGAAUGGGAUGUUAUCCCUACAAAA